AUGGCCGAGGCCGCGCUUCGCAUGUUCCCGGGCAUCCUGUUCAGGCCCCGUGAGCCGGUGCCUCCCCGCUUCGCCCAUCUCGUUCCGCAUCUCGAGGAUAACGUUGGAGGAUUUGACCGUCGUGAGCUCAACCGAGACCCUUCGAGAGGGCUCGGUGUUGGCCGUGAUGGACCGGGCAUCACCAACUUCGCACGGGUCGGCCCGGAUCCUUGGGGCGCUCGAAUCCCUCGUAGCCCGGUGCCUCGCCCUAGCCCUGACGACUGGGCAGAGCCACACAACACGCGGUUCGCCCUGUUGCCAGAGCGGCCACCACAACAGCACCAGGGCUUCCUCCCGCCACUAUCCUCGUCGGUCAAAGUCCAGAUCGUCCACGACACAGCAAAGUUUACAGUUACGCACGUUUUCUGGAACCGGUCCGAAGCCAUCAAGCAAGGCACAUACCAGUUCCCCUUGCCUCUCGAUGCCACGGUGACCGAGUUUAACUGUCGCAUCGGCACGAACAGGAUCAUCCGCGGCAAGGUCAAGGGAAAGGAGGAAGCUCGCCGGGACUUUGACGAUGACGUUCGCCGGGGCCGGACUGGAGGUAUGGUCGAGCAGGAGACGGCUGAGAUCUUCACCAUCAAUCUCGCCAACAUCGACGCCAAUACCAAGAUGCGCGCCGAGCUGUCCUUCAUGUGCUUUCUCAAACACAGGACCUCGAACAACCGCGACGUUUUUACCCUGACGGUGCCGACGUUUAUCGCUCCGCGGUUCGGUGACGUGCCCCAGGGUGUCCUUGUGGAGUAUCAAUUCAGCCACUUCUUGAGCUUCGAGGCAGAUGUCCUGACUACCGAGGAGCUCAUCACCGUGAACAGUGACACGCACAACAUCAGGUUUGUUCGAGGCGCCGGCCGGCGAGCCUGUCAGACCUGGGACGAUUUUGUCAUGCAGCGCGACAAUGUAGAACUUAACCAAAAGAUGGGCACCGUGGAGCUCGAGGACGCUCGCGCGAGCCUUGACAAGGACAUGGUCAUUACCAUAACUACGGCUCAGUCUGACAACAAUGAAACUCCACACGCCUGCAUCGAGGCCCACCCGCACCUGGAGAAUCACAAGUCGUUGAUGCUUACCCUCCCAUCCGACUAUUUGCUAAGUGGAGAGGGCUUCGCCCACGACGGCGAGAUCGUCUUCGUUGCUGACCGUUCGGGCUCCAUGACGGGCAAGAUUGAGAGCCUCAAAUCGGCUAUGCUGUUCUUCAUACACGGCAUUCCCGAAAACCGGCCGUUCAAUAUCUGGUGCUUUGGCAGUAGGUGCGAGUACAUGUGGCCGCGCUCCAAAAACCUUACGGAACAGACUCGGCUAGAAGCUAUCCACUACGUUCAGCGCAACUUCGCCGUCGACAUGGGCGGCACCGAUAUUCUCCCUGCCCUAAAGAGAAUCUAUGAGCCUAGAGGCGGCUACCACACCCUCGACGUGGUUGUGCUGACAGACGGCGCCAUUUGGGGGCCGCAUGAGAUCAUCGAAUAUGUCAAGGAGAAGAGACUCGUCAGCGAAGGUUUGUUCCGCUGCUUCUCCCUGGGCAUCGGGUACGCGGUCUCCCACGAGCUGGUCGAGGGCCUAGCAAAGGCAGGAGGCGGUUACGCCGAGGUCAUCACGAACGUCUGCGGCGGCGGUUGGGAGGAUCGGGUCGUUGCCGUCCUAAAGUCUGCCCUUGCGGGUCAUGUUGGCAGUGUCGAGAUGCGGCUUGAGUGGCGCAAGGAGGAUAGCCAAGAGCUCGUUCAGUCCCCGAUGUCGUUCAAGCAGUCUCCCGCCAACAUAUCAGCCAUCAGUCCCUUCAUCCGCAACAGAAUCUUCCUGCUUUUCGACUCUGACGUGCAGACAGCAGAACUUACCUCCGUGAAUCUCAAAAUCAGAGCGCCGGGCGGGCAUGUAACGACAAAAAGGGUACUGCCCAAGCGCCUCCUGGAACCUGAUUCCACUCUCCACAAGCUGGCUGUCCGGGCACUGCUCGGCGACUUGGAGCGAGGCGAAAGCUGGCUCCAUUGUUGCCAGGACGGAGCCGAAGAUGCCGCUGUUCGCCAAGAGGCCAUCGAUUUGGGCAUGAAGUGGUCCCUCGUGUCUAAGUGGAAGAGCCUGUACGCUGUCGAGGAGGAGACUGACGAGCCGUUUGACAUUAACAUCCAGUUUCACCUUGACGAAGAAGAGGCAACACACGAAGACGCACUUUUGCAACCUCGCGGUACGGUCAACCAGAAUAUCGGCUUGACAAAGGGGGGCGCUGCUAAUAAAGCUCUGGACACGGCCACCGAGAGUGAUCCCAGCUCAGACAGUGAAGAUGACAACAACGUCGAAUCCAAACAUGACGACGGAUCAGACGGCGGCUCAGACGAUGGGGAUGGUAACGACAACGAGCCUAAUGUUGGAGCGGAUCUCGCGGGCCAGCAUGGCCGAUCUGGUGCCGGUAGUGCCGAUGGUGUACAUUACGGCAGACACGAUGAGAUUCCUGACGAUAUUUGUGACUAUGGGGACUCGCGAAUGGACAAUGUCGACGACGCCACCUCGGAUCACACUGGAGCCGCUAACGAGCCGGAGUUUGAGUCUGCGUCGUUGACGUCGAGGUCGGAAAUUCGCCGGAGGAGCGGUCAUCAGGAGCUCGCCGCUGCCGAGCUAGGACGGACGACGGUAUCCGGCCUCGUGGAACACCAUCGCGGCAGGGUUGGAGACGCCAGGUUUGCGCCCGCGACGUCUCAGACAUCCUGGUCCCGGAAUCGGUCAUCAUCGCGAACCCGCGGGGUAGAAGUUGUGGGAGCGGUCCUCACUACCUAUAUGAGGGAUGACCUUCAGGAUGCGGCAGCGGCAGCCAAGAUCCCCGAUGGUGUCGUGAAGUGGCUCAGCCCACUGCAUAUCGCGUCUGCUGCGGCGGAACAUUCGCUGGACGAAUGGGAGUCGACCGCGAGCAAGGAGAAGCCGCCGCUCGACAGGUCCAGUACUUAUCCGUGGAUCAUCCAGCCAGUCGCGAGCAGUUCUACCAAGCCGGUUUACCAGGACCAUCACGUUGGGAGUUAA
Messenger RNA from Purpureocillium lilacinum, 3045 nucleotides. NCBI's taxonomy places the organism in Eukaryota, Fungi, Ascomycota, Sordariomycetes, Hypocreales, Ophiocordycipitaceae. The record is from RefSeq and is a predicted model, not a curated record.